Molecule: messenger RNA, 1102 nt
Organism: Ceratitis capitata (Mediterranean fruit fly)
Lineage: Eukaryota; Metazoa; Arthropoda; Insecta; Diptera; Tephritidae
Gene: Eaf6
Product: chromatin modification-related protein MEAF6
Exons: 4
Coding region: 281-928 (215 amino acids)
Cellular component (GO): NuA4 histone acetyltransferase complex
Source: RefSeq, a predicted model, not a curated record
CAGAAAAUUUCUAGUAAAUUGUCAUACUACGUGCGUAAUUAAUUUGAACAAUUUUGUUAGUUUCACGAUAAUACGACAUCAAUUUGUACAUUACCUUAACUGUCAAAAAAAUUACGGAUGCAAGUACAGGCUUGUGCAAUCUUUUGUGUGAUGUGCAGCCCCUGUAAAAGUUUCUUUCUAACAACACAAAGUUACUUGCUUUAUCUAAGCAAAGGAAAUAUAUUUUCUUAUCCGAAAAUAACAAUUUUACGAAUUUAAGUGAGAUAUUAGUUUAUAAAUAAUGAGUUCACCAAUAAGUAAAAGUAACAACGAUGUGAGUGCAGCAAAGCAGCGCAAAUCAUCAAAAACCAAUUCCAACACAAAAUCGACAAGCUUGGAUACGCGCGCAGAAUUGGCGGAUCUUAUUAAGAAAAAAGCAGAAACAUCUGAACAAUUGGCAAAUUUAGAAAGACAGAUAUAUGCGUUUGAAGGUUCAUAUCUUGAAGAUACUCAACUUUGUGGCAACAUAAUCCGUGGUUGGGAAAGGUAUCUCACCUCAAAUAAAGCAACAAAUUCCAAAGCAGACAAGCGCAAUCGAAAAUUCAAAGAAGCUGAAAGACUGUUUUCUAAGUCGAGUAUAACAUCAAUGGCUAUAUGUAAUCCCGAGCGUGCCAGUGAAUCAGAUUCCAUAACAAAUGAAGACUCCAGUGAUAAUCAAAUUGCUAUGAAUCAAAAUACUACAACAGCGCACGAUGGCACCGGUUCUAUAAAAAGCGCCGGUAAGGAUGAAAAAAAUGAUCGAGCGACUACACCUACGUCUCAACGUGAUAUAAUAAAAGAUAUAAAUACGCCGAGUGGAAACACGAGUUCAAAAAAUAAACUCUCCAAUAACUCUAGCAUAUCAGCCAAGAGAAGUGGGCAAAUUAACAAAAAGAUUAGACACCGAUGAUUAAGAGAAAACAGGCGUUUUUUCCGUAAUUAGUUUUAUCUAACAAUCUUAAACAUUAUGAAUAAUGUAUUUAAAAUUAUAGGCGUUUAAGAUACAUACAUAUAUUAAUUUAUAAUCUACAGAUUUUACUUCGAUAACUUAAAUGUCAAAUAAAUACUUGAGAAUUACGCAGCU